Oryza brachyantha (malo sina) is the source of this 2159-nucleotide messenger RNA. RefSeq names its product potassium channel KAT6-like. Gene Ontology annotation, molecular function: voltage-gated potassium channel activity. NCBI's taxonomy places the organism in Eukaryota, Viridiplantae, Streptophyta, Magnoliopsida, Poales, Poaceae. Gene Ontology annotation, cellular component: membrane. The coding region runs from base 73 to 1908 and encodes 611 amino acids. The record is from RefSeq and is a predicted model, not a curated record. The transcript is spliced from 11 exons. Gene Ontology annotation, biological process: transmembrane transport; potassium ion transport.
ACGAACUUGACGAACUACAUAUAAGAAGGAGAGGCACGCACGCACGCAGAGUACUCAGGAUAAGCUACCAUCAUGGCGAGGCAAAGCGGCGCUACAAGGGCGGCGAUACUGCCGGUGACGAAUGCCGGCAUGGCCGCCGGAAGCGAGAUUCUCCGGCUGCCAUCCGGCGAGGCCUCUCCUUCCCUAGGACGAUUCGUCGUUAACCCUCACAGCUGCGGCUACUGGUGGUGGCAGACGCUCCUGAUCGUGCUGGUGCUGUACACGGCGUGGGCCUCGCCGUUCGAGCUGGCCAUGGAGAAGUCGGACUGCGGUGCGCUCGCCAUCACGGAGCUGGUCGUCGACGCCUUCUUCGCCGUCGACAUUGCCGCAUCCUUCUUCGUGGCGUACCGCGACACCUCCACCGGCACCCUCGUGACUGACCGCAGGAAGAUCGCCACAAGGCACCUGAAACGGCCGGGCUUCGCGAUGGACGUGGCCUCGACGAUUCCUUUGCAGAUGAUCUACUGGAUAGCGAGUGGCAAAAGACAAACACAGUAUGGGUUCCUCAAUCUUCUCCGGCUUUGGCGACUACGGCGCGUCAGUAAGCUCUUUGCAAGGUUGGAGAAGGACAUCAGAUUCAAUUACUUGUGGACCAGGCUUGUCAAGCUCCUCGGUGUGACGGUCUUCUCGCUGCACUUCGCCGCGUGCAUCUACCUGUCGAUGGCGUUCCACUACAGGGACAAGGAGCUCACGUGGAUCGGCAGCCAGAUCCACGGCUUCGAGGACCGCAGCGUGUGGUUCAACUACACCUGCGCGGUGUACUGGGCCAUGACCACGCUCGCCACCGUCGGCUACGGCGACCUGCACGCCGCCAACCCCGGCGAGAUGCUGUUCAGCAUCGCCUUCAUGCUCUUCAACAUCGGCCUCACCUCCUACAUCAUCGGCAACAUCACCAUCCUCGUCGUCCAUGGAACCACCAACACCUUCAAAAUGAGGGACAUGGUGCAGAGGGCGUCGGUGUUCGGAAGGAUGAACGGCCUGCCGCGGGCGACGAGGGAGCAGAUGAUGGAGAGCGUGCAGCUCAGGUUCAGGAUGGAGGAGCGGCUGGAGCAGGAGAUGCUGUCCGAGCUGCCCAAGGCCGUGCGCUCUGGCAUCGCGCUGCACAUGUUCAGGGGGGCGGUCGAGAGCUGCUACCUGUUCCAAGGAGCCUCCAGCAAGCUCGUCGUGCAGCUGGUCGCUGACAUGAAGGCGGAGUUCUUCCCACCCAAGGCGGAUAUCAUCCUGGAGAACGAGGCUCCGACGGACUGCUAUAUCAUUCUCUCCGGCGAAGUGGAGGCAUUGACAACCCUCGAGGAUGGCAGAGAGAAGCAUGUGAUGACAAUAGGGUCUCGGGGAAUGGCAGGUGAAAUCGGGGUGAUGUUCAACACCCCACAGCCAUUCACCAUCCGGAGCAGAACCCUCGCGCAGGUUGUCCGAAUAAGUCACAGUCAUAUGGUUCAGACUGUUCGGCCUAACACCGCAGAUGGGGUCAUUGUGUUCACCAAUUUUGUUCAGUACCUUGAAUCCCUGAAGGUGAAGGCAAAUGAAGCAGCCUUUGUUAGGGAUCAUCUCCGCAAUGGCUGCACGACGGUGUUAGGAGGUGCAACCAUGCUCAAUGCAGAUGAAUCCAAAGGGAAUGCUUACAGAAUGUUGCAAUGCAAAGAACCCAAACGGGUUAUUAUCCAUGAGCACCUCCCGGAUGGGUCUGGCACAGCACCGAAUGGUUCACCAGGGAAGCUCGUCCUACUGCCAGAUUCGUUCCAAGAACUGAUGAAACUUUCAGAAAGGAAGUUUGGAAAGGCUGCGAGAGGGAUCCUCACCGUGGAUGGCGCCGAGGUAGAUGACAUUGAAGUGCUAAGAGAUGGCGAUCACUUGUUUUAUAGUUGGUAGUGUAUGCCAUGUACCUUGGCAGCGUGUAAAUGUAUGAGCAGUUUUAUCAUUUCAUAUUUAGAUAACGCUCAAAGGUUUAUUUUUUUUUCCGUGAGCGCAGUCGUAAUAUACUGUUGGAGAAGAAUGAAAUGAGUGUAAUGUAGUCAUCACAUGAUUCGACAUUGGAUAUGGCAGUAGCUUAAGCCGCACUUACUUUAAGGACCCGUUUGGAAGUGAGUUUCGAAAACUAGGAGGUGAUCGUCAAACAAUAU